This is a messenger RNA of Alternaria atra, 1275 nucleotides long. RefSeq lists its product as uncharacterized. The coding region runs from base 1 to 1275 and encodes 424 amino acids. The transcript has a single exon. Gene Ontology annotation, biological process: intracellular iron ion homeostasis. The record is from RefSeq and is a predicted model, not a curated record. Lineage: Eukaryota; Fungi; Ascomycota; Dothideomycetes; Pleosporales; Pleosporaceae.
AUGACUUCGACGGAGAGAACAACUGCUGCACCUAUGGCAGAUUCGUCGCCAUACUACGACCUUGUCUGCGUCGGCUUUGGCGCAGCGCAACUGGCGACGGCGAUCGCCAAUCGAGAAUCCAGCAAACCCUCCAAAAUGCUCUUUGUUGAGCAAAAGACAUCUUUCUCCUGGGGAUCAGAUUCGCACAUGUCGAGAACACGAAUGGAAAGCCCAUUCAUGUACGAUCUGGCAACGCUCCGCAACCCAAGGACUGCUUUCAGCUAUGUCAACUAUCUACUUGCUCGCAAGCGCCUCAUCGAGUUUGCAAACUCGGACCGGCUCAACCCCUUACGAGCGGAAUUUGAGGAUUAUAUGAGGUGGUGCGCUGAGCACUUCAAAGAUCAAGUACGCUAUGGCAGCGAGGUGGUUGGCGUAGCUCCAGAGGUCGAGGCGGAUGCUGUGCAGACCUGGAAAGUGGCCGUCAAGGACAACACCGGCAAGACGUACGUGGUGCGGGCACGAAGUGUUGUAGCACCAUCUCCGUCAAGAGCGAGCAGUCCAGCUGCAGAGCCGUUGCCCACUGUCGACUUUCUGUCUGGGCAGCGAAUAAUCUCCAUGCAAGACUACCCAAGCAGGCGGAACGAAUUGCGAGGAGCCAACGAGCGACCACUGAAUGUCUCUCUGAUUGGAUCGGGCGGAAAGACUGCUGAGAUUCUGGACGAUCUGUUGUCCUGCUCCCGCUUGGGCAACAUUACAGUGGUUACAGAGGACGAGUCGCUGGCGCCAUUGACGGUUCUCGACGACCACAAGCCAUCCCAACCCCAACUUUGCUCCAUCUGGGCGAAGCCAACUAGCACUCAGACAGCUUCUGUCACAGAAGCUCCAGAGCUCGUUCAGAAAAUUUACGACCGCGCGUACGAGAAGCAAGUUCGAUCUAAAGGCGAGUUCAGACUACGCGUCAUUAUUGGGAAGGAUGCCGCUGGUGCAUGCUCACAAUCCGACUUCAUCAUUAGGGAUACGACAGCAAGCCCGCUCUCGAACAGCGCAUUAUUCCAGAGCAUCGACACACUUAUUUUGGGCUGUCGGCCAAAAGGAGAUAGCCUAGAGGAAGUGCAAUUCAAGCGUGGCGCUGUCGCUGAGGGCUGCCGCCUGUGGCUGGUGUCAUCAAAGUCUGAGGGAGGACGUGCGCUAGCCAAGGACAUUGCCUUGAUGGCAGGUGAGAUCGUGCGCAAGGUAUCGACAGGGUCAGAUACUGUACGGAAUGGCGCCGGACUACAAGUCCAGGCUAGAAUAUAG